ACGAUUUCAUACAUAUUUUGCCGAAAUAAAAUUCAAAUAAUGAAUAAAAAGCGGAAUAAAGCCUACGAUAGAGUAAUGUCUCGUGUACAUAGCAAUUCUGUUGCUAGUUUAAAUGCAAAUCCUGUCGUAAUGAGGCACGAAGUCCCGUCGUCAGUUCGAGUUGGCGCCAAAGCAUCUGUUUCGAACGUUAGUUCUAGUGUUUUUAGUGAACUCCCAACGGUUUUAAAUGAAUAUGUUCCUGAAAAUAGUGAGAAGAGAGGGGAAAGUAGUGCGAGAAGGUCUCGGGUAGUGAAACCAAGGCGGACGUUAAAAUCUAUGGACACUUCUAAGUCUCCACCGCGUACGGUGUCGAAGGGAAGGCCUGAGCCCCGCAUGCUGAAGGCACAAGCGUCUUCGCCGUGUAUGAACCGCGAUGAGAUGUGGUCGGAUCAUCAUGUGAGGCAAUGUUACUCUAGUAGGUCUCACACUAAAUUAAAGGAGUUGAAGGAUGAAAUCCGUGCAUUCCAUGAAACUGAGAAGUUCAUGAAGCUUCGUAGUCACCUGUACAAGAAAUGUGGAGUGGUGUUUGAUGAUGAGGGGCUGGUGGCAACCGACAAGGCUGUGCAAGCUGAUGUGGAGGAUGGAAAGAAAUCAGAGGAGUUAAGAUCGGAGCAACGGGCCGGGCGAGAGGAUGCCCGAGCCGCUAUGCCUGACCAACAGAUGAGGUCCGGAACACCUCGCUACCCAGUCGAUAGAUAUUUGGUUGAGAGCAGCAAUACUAUUGAAAUGGUGAAUAUCAUGGAUGAUGAGCUAUGGCGGUCGGAGCCGGCGCUACGGCCCGAAGAUGAACUCAUCCUGCGGCGGCUGCACGACAUGCUGCAGACCACCGCCGACGACCUCAAGCUGCUCUCAGGAGAACUGGCCAAGUACCACCAGCCCGGUGUCCAAAUCAAAACACAACCCACACCUCUAGACGAAGAAUUCAACGAAAAAGUUCACAUAGAAGAACUCGUCAACGCCAAAUUCCACGGCUACAAAAUUGUAGACAAUCCCACACCAAUCACACCGACUGGACCUAAAGUAGUUGCUAGUUCAAAACCCAAUGUCAAUACUGGGGUCCAAGUAGAUUCAACGACGACGGCUAAUAAACCAGUUAAACGUAGGAACUUAGAAAUAACGCGUACUAGGAUAUUAGAAAUAGAUGAAAAAAUAGAUAAAGAUACAAAGCAAAAAUUGAACAAUGGUAAAGUCAUUAACAAUGCAGCUGCAGUAGCUUAUAAUGAAUUCACUUAUCAACACGUAGAACCUCAAGUCAAAACUAUUAAGCAAAAUAAGUUAAAAGUCCAAGAUAUGCCAAGUAUCAAUAUUAGAAGUGAAUUGAAGGAGCAGAAAGUGUUGCAGUUGGAUAUUUUCCCCGAUAGUCAAGAGAAGACAGAGAAUACUGGAAACAAAAACGUCGCUGUAAUUGCAUUUGCUCACGAAACUUCAGUACAGAAACAACAAGACCCACAAAUAACAUUAACAAACAAAGGACAAACUUCAUCCUCGCAUCAAGUUCAGGUUACAAGACGAAGCCUAUCACAAACAUAUAUUAAGAAAGAACCAAUUAGAAAAGUAUCUAAAAUGUCAACGUGUGAAAGUAGCGAAUCCACUAAUAACGUCAGUUCGGAUACUCGACAUAAUAUAAAAACCCAAAAACAAAUCAAAUCUGUUAUAAGAUCGUCACCAAAUAUUUCGGCUCGCGAUCGUGUAAAAAGUAAAAAGACUAGUGUUAAUAAUAAGGAAUCUGACAAACGUACUCAUUUCAACCUUGAUGAUUGGAAAAGGAAACUGAGUGUAGUUUAUGGCCAACCGUCUUCAUCUAAAAAUAGUAAAUCUAAACAAGCCAAGAAAUCCCCGAAAAUAUCGAACAUACCAGCCUCCAGCACCUGCAAACCAGUCAGGAAUCAAUUGAAUAACGGUGAAUAUAUACCGUAUUCUCACUUAACUCUAGGAGGAGUUAGAGUAAGUGACGUUGAGAAAGAAAUAGGAGAUGUUGCCAACAAAAAUGACAUACCUUUAACUCCUAUUAUUGAUAAACUAUUAAGCAGUCGAGAAAAUUCAUUUCAUAAAGAAAGCCCUAAGAAAAAUAAAAAAGAUAGUCGGAGGAUAUUUACCACAUCAGACGAAAACCUGUUGCAAGAGGUAAUAGAUAUAGAAAGAGCUGUAAGUACAACUAUUGAAAAGAAUACUAAGAAAAAAGUAGAUAAAAAAGAAAAUAAAUUACAAAAUGUGUCUAGUGAAAGUAAAGUGGAAGACAAUACAGAUAGCUAUGCUGAUGAUUUUGAGGAUGAAAACACUGAAAAUACAGAAACAAAUGCAAAGAAAGACAACGAUAAUUCUAGUCAUUCGGGUUCAAAACAACAUAGAGGCAACAAUACUAAUAGUGAGAGUGGUGACGAUUCUGAUAGUGAUAAUGGUGACAACAAGCCCAAUCGGAAUAAAACUCAAAUACAUAACAGAACCUAUACAAAAAAGUCUAACCUAUCAAUAAAGAAUCAGGUAGAUGUAUUCGAAUUUGUACAUUCGGUUGACACACAAGACAGUGCUACACAAAGUAAUACAACGCAUAAAAUAUCACUCAAAGAAACUCAAACCUCUCCUAGGAAUGAAAAACCCAAAAUAAAUCCUAUUCACAAUGAUCUGUGGCCUGCUGAUCCAAAAGGGGAAGUUGAAAAGAUGUUUAAAUUAGAAAAGGACUUUAUAAAAAAGCUUAUUUUAGAAGAGUACGGGGAUUUUUUUGAGAAAAACAUUAAUAAACCGUCUACCUCGAAAGAUGCUGCGGAAGGACAGCAUAACAAUGUCACAGCGACGCAGAAGAUUACUCAGACGUCUCCUGCACGCGCUAAAAGUGUGAUGACGUCACCAACUAGAACAAAAACUAGGACGACAUCACCCUUUAUGUCUUUAACCGUCGACCACCAAACUAGCCCAAUGAUAGUUGUCACCAAUGAAGAGCAUUUGACUGUUGAAGUUAAUAACGAGGAAGAUAGUAUAUCCAUCAAUUUGUCAUCACCUAGAUUCAGUUUACGAUUACCGCAGACUUCUCGCGAGGUUUUAUCUAACCUUGAAGUGUCCAGUUUAUCACCCAGCAAAGUAGAGCAGAAAGACAAAGCAGUCCUAGCUAAGGCGUUUAGAAAGAGCUCGAUAAGUAGUUCUAGUUCAGAGGUAGAAAAUUCAUCAGAAAUGAGUAGUUUAGGGGAAGUUAGAUUGAAACUGAAAAGAAGGUUUAAGAAGCGAGUAAAAACGAUAUCCGAAUCAAGCGAGACGUCGUCUACUUCGAAGUAUAGUUCAGACAUACCAUCCGGGGGCAUAAUACCAUUACGAAGUGAAGGGGAAGUUAGCUUAGGACAGAGGGUAAGGAAAGUAUCGAAUAAGACGAGUAAAAGUGAAGGUGAAACCAGUUUAGGGAGAUCUAAAUGAUAUAUAAGCAUAAUUUUGUUUCUAUUUGUUCAAAAUCUAUCAUGUGUUCUGUUAGUGUUGAUGUUUGAUUGUAUUGUGUUAACAAUUUUGCGCCGGCUAUGAAAUUGAAUAUUGUUGAGAGAAUGGUGUUAGGUAAUACAAUAUAAAUAAGUAAUAUUUUUCUAAUAAUGUAAUCAAUGUGCUUGUUCGUUGUUCACCUCCAGUACAAAUCUAGUAUCACAAUGUCGAUUGUGAUAUUUUUUUAAUUUACGUUUAAGUAAAUUGUUUUAAUGUAUGUAAGUCUAUUUUUUUACUGCGCCAUUUAUCUGUAUGCUAUUAUAAGUUAGCGAAAUUCUGUAAUGACUGAAAUAAUUAAAUAUAUUAAUUUUGAA
Molecule: messenger RNA, 3812 nt
Organism: Pectinophora gossypiella (pink bollworm)
Lineage: Eukaryota; Metazoa; Arthropoda; Insecta; Lepidoptera; Gelechiidae
Exons: 5
Coding region: 40-3441 (1133 amino acids)
Source: RefSeq, a predicted model, not a curated record